Messenger RNA from Echinops telfairi (small Madagascar hedgehog), 654 nucleotides. RefSeq lists its product as uncharacterized. The coding region runs from base 1 to 654 and encodes 217 amino acids. The record is from RefSeq and is a predicted model, not a curated record. NCBI's taxonomy places the organism in Eukaryota, Metazoa, Chordata, Mammalia, Afrosoricida, Tenrecidae. The transcript is spliced from 6 exons.
AUGAAGACAAGCCUGGACCAGCUGAACCUGUCCCCUCCCCACCCCAGGAGCUCUGGGUUCGAAGAGAAGUGUGGGACCCAGUGCCUUCCAGUCUCACUGCCCUCAGACCCCGCUAAGCCCACUCUGGUCCCUUGCUGCUCCCACAGUGCUCUACGGCAGGAAUGUAUGAGGCAGCUGAGAACCCACAGCUCUCAGGCAGCAGCUGAAGAGAAUGAGGGGGCACCUGAUAUCAAAGGAGAGCAAGAACCAGAAGGCAUCCUGCCUGGUCCCUUGAGAGGACACUCCCCGGGACUCCUGGUCUGGCAAGCCUGGACUCACUGCCCCAGACUCAGCGGUGCCCCGGACCAGCCUCCCUCACACGCAGUCAGCUCAUCCCGGGCCGAGGACGGUCUGCUCCCGGGCAACGAUAAGGACCCGAAAGGCAUCGUACAGGCUUUAAGCAGAAGGAAGGAGAAGGGUGAGAUGCUAUUGCGGAGCUCGAUCAGCCACAAUCACAAUGCGGAUGAUGUGGGUUCUCCACUGCCCACCACCAGUGGCCAGAUCUGCUAUGUUGCCCACCUUCUGGAGUCGCCCAAGCAGACGUUCAUCUGGAACAAGGCAGGACAGUUGUUCUCCAGGAAACCCCUGCGGGGGGAAAAGCCCAAGGGAGGGUGA